GCAAACAGUCCACGGAACUGCGGCGGCGGAAGCUCUUCAUCAUGAACAUAAUAGUAAAGGUACCACUGAUGGAGCGCCCACGGACGAGUAUGACCCGUGGGAACCUCCCCAUCCUCCUCCUCACCCCUCAUUAGCUGACUUGACGUGUCCUAUUCAACAUAUGAGGGAGUACAUGCUUCAACUGCAGCGUUUCCUUGCUGACGCCAGAGCUACCAAUAUAAUCUCCCCCGACCGCACUCCCAAGGAAACGCUCGUGAAAUAUUAUGGCAUAUGCGAUCGUUUGUUGGCAGUCCUCCAAAAGGAUAGUGUUCCACUCUUCCUCCGCAUCUUCGAGAAGUACAGGGAGUGCUUUGUUUCUGGUUUUGUCAUCAUUCCACAAACCCUUGACUUAAUUAUUCUAGAGAAUGCCCUGCGUUGUGCUAAUCUUGUUUUGGAGGGGAAGUCACCUAAGCUCUGCGGAGUACGUGCCAACCCCAACUACAUGACCAGCUUUGGGUACUUCCCCCUCCACCAAGCUGCAGAGUCAUUCUCCGUCGAAAUGGUUGAGUUACUGUUCCGGUAUGGUGCAUCGGCCAAUCAGCGCACCUCGGGUAAUAAAAUCAUCGAGGGCCUCCUCCCACUCCAUGUUGCCAUCGAGAACACUUGCCAGCAUAAGUAUCUAGAGGACAACCUAUUAGUUGACGAGAACUACAGGAAGGGGAAUGUUGGGUACAUCUACAAGCUCAUACAUCUGCUUUGCCUGCCUGAGAUGAAGAUCUUCUUGGACACCACUAGAUUGCUUGCAGCUCACACUGAUAAUGUAGUCGAUGAGCUUUUGAAUUACAUCGAGCAUGGGAAGAUUGUCCCUGCAGCUAUUCUUCUCCUUGCAGCUCAAAGGCGAUUCCGCAAGCUCAAUGGUUUUGAUAUGAUCAAGAACCGUAUUGAUGAUUCUAUAUUCUCCCUGAUAAGGGAGGGGUGUGGAUUGCAAAUUGGUAAAAAUACCAAGGAAGCAAAGCAGCGGAAGGAGAAGGAAGUACGUUUCUAUAAUGUGUUGUUCCUUGUUAGGAUAAUUCUGAAAGCUGGUGAAGCUCUUGAUGCAUAUAUUCAAACUCAUUCAGAGGCAUCUCAUCACGAGGUCCAUGGAAAAGUUUCAGCAGUUCUCAAAAGUUAUGACGUUGGUCCUCUCGGAAAAGAUAUUUGCAUUGAAGACCUUCAAUGCUUCCCCUAUGACUGUGGAGGGCCGGACGGGGACACAGAUUUGACCAAGGCAGCCACUGGAUCACCUACUCCGGAAGUCAAGGAGAAAAAUGCUGUGGCAAAGGAACGACGAGUUAACCACCUGUAUGCAAGAGAUCAGUUUUUCCCGGUAUGGAGAUCAGUGCUGACAGCUCGGUUUAUUACGAAGAUCUUUCCGCCCUACACACCGAAGAAAGAGUUGCCGCUGUAUACUAGUGAUGGGGGCUCCGAGAAGUUGAGAGCUGAAAGGCACUCUCAUAUCCUUCUUGGCACGUUGGAGAGGAAUUAUCCGAGAGUGAGAGUAGCAAGUAAACCGACGCCCACAAGUAAGUAUCGGUCCAGAAGGUUGUUUGGCACUGCUGCAUCGACUGUCCUGAAGAUGCUUAAGCACGUAUGAAUACCAGAGCUGGAAGGUGCGCUGAGACGAGCAUCCAUUCUCCUGCAGUUUGUCGAGAUGGUUAUCGAUUUGUGUGAUUUGUCCACCACAGAUGCUGAUCCUUGUCUAUUAACGCUCUCAAUCUCAUUAUCAUUCUAAAACUGUUGUCUAAGUAGUACUUCCUCCGUUCACAGAUAUAAGAUAAUUUAUCUUCUUUUGAAUUGAAGGUAUAUAAAUACUUUGUGUCUUUUGUCACUCAUUUCAGUCCGUAUGUAGUGAAUAUUGCAAUAUUCAAAACAUCUUAUAUUUGUGAACGAAGGGAGUAGUAUAUAACUU
Messenger RNA from Triticum aestivum (bread wheat), 1927 nucleotides. RefSeq lists its product as uncharacterized. Lineage: Eukaryota; Viridiplantae; Streptophyta; Magnoliopsida; Poales; Poaceae. Gene Ontology annotation, biological process: positive regulation of protein catabolic process; protein ubiquitination. Gene Ontology annotation, molecular function: protein binding. The record is from RefSeq and is a predicted model, not a curated record. The transcript has 9 exons. Bases 161 to 1612 code for a protein of 483 amino acids.